GCCCCGCGAAUAUUUACCUAAAGUGUUUGGCUUGAUUGUGUUGUAUAUGUUUGCGUGAAGGUGUUGACAGACGUGUUUAGGAUUUUUGGUUGAUUUAGAACAGUUUUAUUAUGUUCACAAAUAAGUGAAAGUGCGAUGAAAUUAAUAUUUGCUGCUGCAACCUGUUUAGGAGAGUGAAUAGUCCACAGUGUGUGCGACUCACAGGAUAAAACCCUUAAUCCUGCUUGCCAUCCGUUGCUGAUAUCUUUACUUUGCGUAUUUUUAGUAUUUUUUGUUCGAAACAGAAUUGUAAUCGAUGGAGAACUUUAUCGGAAUAUUAUCUCCUAAAUUAUCGGCGGAACUUAUUGCAAAGCGGGCAGCUCACGUAUCAAUUGUAGAUGAUGGUAUAAAACUCUUGUCAGAGGAAGUGUUUCGGGCUCUGAAGUGUGGGAAGCUUGCUAUUCAAAAUUUCUCACAGAAUGAGUUGCACCCUAGUUCUGAUAAUGAAUCAGCUGUACCUUGGUUGUUUCUUGUGGAUACUUUAAAUUUUUCCUUUUGGUAUCCAGAGGGCUGUGCCAAGAAAUGGGAAGUAACUUGGCGAGGAAAAACAUACACAGGAUAUUUUGCCCUUUGUGCGGCUGUAAACAGAGCAAUUUCGGAAGGAGUGCCCAUGACUGAUGCAAAAUUUUGUUCCAAUGUGACCCUGGAUCAACUACGGCACAUACUUCGUGGUGAUAAGGAAACUGAUGUCCCAUUGCUACAUGCAAGAGUAGAUUGCUUAAGAGAAGUGGGGAAUGUACUUAUGGACAAGUAUCAGGGGUCAUUUGUGAAUUGUUUAAAAGAAAGCCAAAACUCUGCUCAGAAAUUGCUUCAGCUUGUGGUCGACAAUUUUCCCUGUUUCAGAGAUGAGGCAGAAUUUGAAGGUUAUGCAGUAUCAUUUUACAAGAGAGCGCAAAUCCUCAUAGGUGAUAUAUGGGCCUGCUUCAAGGGAGAAGGUCUAGGUUAUUUCAAAGACAUUGAUUUCCUUUCAAUGUUUGCAGAUUACAGGGUCCCACAGGUUUUGGUCCAUUUUGGAGCAAUGAAAUAUACUGAUGAACUCAUGGAGCUGUUAAAAUCUGGUCACAUACUAGCAAACGGUAGCCGAGAAGAAGUUGAAAUUCGAGGAGUUUCGAUUGAAGUGGUUGAGCGUGUUUGCAAACAAGUGAGGCAACUUCUGCAAGAGUACAAUAUCAACAAUGUUACAGUUAACUCAGUUCUUAUUGACCAUUACCUAUGGGACUACCGGCGAGAACAUGCAGAUUCUCUCGAAUAUAUUCCCUUUCACAAAGUGCGCUGUAUUUAUUACUGAACAUCAAGCGUGGAGUAAAAUUAAUUUUUGUUGCAUGUCAGCAGAUAAUCUGAAAAUAGCUUGAAUGAAGACUGUGAAGUUCAUAAA
Schistocerca americana (American grasshopper) is the source of this 1414-nucleotide messenger RNA. Its product is annotated as queuosine salvage protein. Bases 296 to 1327 code for a protein of 343 amino acids. The transcript has 7 exons. Lineage: Eukaryota; Metazoa; Arthropoda; Insecta; Orthoptera; Acrididae. The record is from RefSeq and is a predicted model, not a curated record.